AUGGUUUUGCGUUCUAUCGAUUGGCUGGAAAACUUUCCAUGGAGAAAUGAAACAACAAUAAAAAAAGAUAAAGAUAAGUAUCGUAUUUGUUUACAUGCUAAGGAUUUUUCUCCAGAUGAUAUUACUGUCAAAACAGCGGAUGGAUUUAUUGUUGUGGAAGGCAAGCAUGAAGAGAAAAAGGAUGAAGAUGGUUACAUUACGAGACAUUUUGUAAGGAGGUACGCAUUACCGGAGGGUUGUCGACCAGAGUCCGUGGAAUCCAGAUUGUCUUCGGAUGGAAUUCUUACGAUCACUGCGCCUAGGAAACCGGUCGUUCGUCGCGACACAGUCAUACCAGUUUCACACGAAGGCAGUGUUAAAUCCAAAUUGUAA
Molecule: messenger RNA, 372 nt
Organism: Vanessa tameamea
Lineage: Eukaryota; Metazoa; Arthropoda; Insecta; Lepidoptera; Nymphalidae
Product: protein lethal(2)essential for life-like
Exons: 1
Coding region: 1-372 (123 amino acids)
Biological process (GO): protein refolding; response to heat
Cellular component (GO): cytoplasm; nucleus
Source: RefSeq, a predicted model, not a curated record